Onychostoma macrolepis is the source of this 2973-nucleotide messenger RNA. Its product is annotated as olfactomedin-4-like. The record is from RefSeq and is a predicted model, not a curated record. The coding region runs from base 1068 to 2450 and encodes 460 amino acids. Gene Ontology annotation, biological process: signal transduction. NCBI's taxonomy places the organism in Eukaryota, Metazoa, Chordata, Actinopteri, Cypriniformes, Cyprinidae. The transcript has 6 exons.
AAUAUUAAAUACACACAAAUUCCAAAAUUUUCCCAUAUUAACCUUAUUUUCCUUCUAUACUUUCUAUAUUUUCAUUGUAAUGUAUUCAGUCAUUUCAGUCAAAAGUGGUCUUACCUGUGAAGGUGCUCAAAUGACUGCAACAUUUGAUGGUCACCAUUGUUGAGGUUCUCACGCUGAUACUUGAUGUCUGUGUGCCUAGAUGAAAGGUUUUUUUUUUUAUUAUUAUUUAAUUAUUUGAUCAGAAAAUUUUUAAAAUCUCUGUUUAUGCUGGAAAUUCCAGACAUUACACUGUACAAUCACAGGAUGGCAGAAAUCGAUACGGUAAAUUCAACUCAGAGAUUCAGGUCAAAUGAUGAUGAUGUCAAAACAUAACCAACACCACCCAAUCACAUUUUCUCUUGGCUUGUCUUAACUGUUGUCUAACUCAGUUACAGCAGCCAAACAAUAUCUAAUGUUAAAGAGUCAAGGAUCAAGAGCCCAACUAAAGCAAACACUGACCACCAUGAUGGUGACCCAUGUCACGAAUCGGGUCUGCACUCCCGGUCACUCACCACUAGAGGUCACCCGCUCACCACAUGGACUUUCACACCGCACAUCACAUGGACUCCAAUUCCCAUCAUCCAACACUGAUCACAGCUGUCACCAAUCACUCAUUGCACCAAUCACACGCACACCUGAUUACACAGCAUCACUAAUCACACACACUAUUUCAACCCUGGACAUUCUCCCCCUCGUCGCCGAGUAUCGUAUGCACUAUCGCUGCCCUACCAAGCCCGUCAGUUUGCCUAGCCUAGCCUAGCCUAGCCUAGCCUAGCCUGGAUGGAUUGUGUUUUCCCCUGCCUGGACUAUCGCUGACGUUUUGGUUUCCCUCUCCUGUCUUGCCCUUUGGAUACUGUUCGCUGAUCGUCGACCCACGCUUGCCCUAAGUUUACUCUUUGUCUUGUCUCUGCCAUACCUGUUUGCCAUUGUUUCGACCCUGCCUGUAUCUUUGACCAUGCCUGUAAAUAAAAGCCAGCACAUGGAUCCGCACGCCUCUCGACUCAUCAGCCCUGUUACAACCCAAUGACAUGAGUCGGUGUAAUAUAUUCAUUUUGAUGAUUAUCAUCCCUCUAGCUUUCUUUCAGUCAGUGAGAGGGAAGGACUGUGUGUGCGAUCUAAAAAAUUCAGAUCCUGCUUUCCCUGAGCAAAAACUAACGAAAGUAGAAACCAUAUCUGCACAAUGCAUUGGAAGCAUCACUUCAGAAAGGAUGACAGACUUGGACAGACUUUUGUUGGGUCUGCAACAACGCAUCAAGCAACUAGAAGACAAUGUGCUCAUGCUGGAAAAGGAGGAUGACAGGAAUCUUUAUGGGGCCGUGUCUGUGCGUAUCAUUGAGUUAGAGUUUGCCGAAAUACAGGACCUCCUCAACAAACUCAACAUGACCACCAACGAUUACCAUCAUCUCAAUGUGCAGACUGUAGCUCAGCUUGAAGACAUGAAGGACACAAUGGCAGAGCUGGAGAAGUUUGACAACAUGCUGGUGAUAAAGAAGGAUCGAGAGAACCAGCGUGUUAAAAGGGACCUGGAACAGUGCAAAAAUGAGCUCAAGGUUACAUUACCACCUCCUACAGUUCCCCCAGGACGCUGUGGUCUGGGUCAAAUGGUCAGUGUGGUGGGACCUAGAACGUAUUCCAUCACGGUAUACAGCACCUCCUAUCCUUAUGGUGCUUGGGGUCGAGAUGCAAAACCCGCUCCAGGAGACGAGAACAAGUACUGGCUGGUGGUGCUGACAAGUAGUAACGUAUAUGGCUACUAUGUCCGCCAGUACAGCACCUUGAGUACCCUUUUAUUAGGUAUAGGACCAAAAGAUACAUAUAUAUCAAGCUCCAAUCCCACAACAAACACAAUUCAGGGGUCAAACAUGGUCAUGUACGCCAAUGCGCUCUACUAUAACUGUUACUAUACUUACUCCGUCUGUCAGUUCAACUUGACGACUCGUGCUGUCAGUACUGUGGCUUUACCUAGUGAUACAGGUUACAACAGCAAGUUUCCAUUCGCACACCUCGGCACAACAUACAGCUAUACUGAUUUGGAUUUUGCCACAGAUGAAUCAGGCGUUUAUGUCAUAUAUGCAACCACAAGCAACUUUGGAAAUGUGGUUAUCAGUAAAAUCGAGACUAGUAACCCGCCAGUUUUGGGCCAAACUUGGAAAACGUCUUUGUACAAAACGACUGCCACAAACACCUUCAUGGUGUGUGGUGUGCUUUACGCUACUCGUUACCUGGAUAAAGAAACAGAACAGAUCUUUUACUCUUAUGACACCAAAACAAAGGAAGAACGCUUUGAUUUGAAAAUUAAUAUUAAGAAGAUGCAGACUAAUAUUGAGUUUCUUAACUAUGACCCCCGAGAUCAUCUGCUGUAUGUCUACAGCGAUGCCUACAUUUUAACUUACGAGAUCAUCUUUCAGUAAUUCUCCAAUAACUUGAUUCAAGACAUGAGAAUAUGGCUGCCACCUAUUUCACAUACUGUCUGUACUGUAUUGUAUGCAAGGUUAGAAUUUGUUAUCUUAUGGUAAAAACAGUAUUCCAAAGAAACCCAGAUAGUACAGUAGAUAGCAAUUUUUCAAAUCAACCCAAAUAACUGUAAAAUAAUGAAUUUAGAUGCUAAUGCAAGGGAAUAAAUAUAUUAGUUCCUAAUUUACCAGCUUUUACAAACAGAUUGCAACAGUUUUAAGGGGUAUAUAGUAUCAAGUGUAUACAUAUGAUUACUUGUGUCCUAUCUUGCCAUACAUUCAAAAUUCUGUACUUUCCCCAUCACCAGUGCAGUAUUUACUUUUACUUUAUAUAAGUAUCUGAAUUGAAAUCCAGCCUAUAAAUGUUUUUUUGUUUUUUUGCUAUGCACACAUCUUUAAAUGCUUAGCUUUGUUACGUGAGGUGAUGAAAUUCACAAAUGUAUCGCAAAUUUCAUUUCUUGAAAUAAAUUACAGCAGUUUA